AUGUCAUCCAACUUGCCCACAUCCAACGCCACCAUGUUGAACAACGACAACACACCUACAACCACCACAAGCUCUCCACCAACCUUCCAUCUAUUCCCAAGACUUCCAGCAGAACUCCGAAUCAAGGUUUGGAAGUUUGUUGAUGCCGACGGUCGCAUCGUGAGCGUCACUAACGUCUACCAUCCAAAUGAAUGGCUAGUUAAUGCACGAAACUACGUCCCUUCCAGCCUUCUCAGCACCAACCACGAAUCAAGAACCAUUUACCUCAAGCAACCAGCCCAUCCUCUUACGAUUAGAGUCAAAGACCACCAUAAAUUCGCCGAGAAUGGCGCAGGAGUAUCAUUUCCCAAGGCCUAUUUCAACCCCGAGGUCGAUACACUUUACAUACCAGAAGAGACAACAUAUCUAUGGUACCGACACUCCAAACUCAAAUUAUUUGAGUUUCCUUACCAGCUCUCUCAGUAUCUGAAGCACCUGGCAUGUGGAUGGGCAACUUGGACCAUGAUAAGGCAUUGGAUCGAAGUUCGUUCUUGGCGCAAUAGAGAAGAGAACUGGAAUACACGAAAGGAGUUCCCCGUCUUGGGAGACGUUUUGGUGGUGGUCAAUGACAAGAUAGAAUGGAUUAAGGAUACCUUAACUGGCGAAAUCGUGCUGAAAGACUUGUCCAAUGAUCACAUCGUAAAGAUGAAAAGGGGCAUGGUCAGUGAUCGUCGUUUUGACGAUUUGUAUGGUAUCAAGGAAGAUAACGGGUCGGUGCUGGGCCAAUACGAGAGAUUUUUUGGCGUGCCACCAAGACUGAUGGUAGUGGAGGGAAGAUAUCCAGACGAUGAGUAG
Molecule: messenger RNA, 834 nt
Organism: Hymenoscyphus albidus
Lineage: Eukaryota; Fungi; Ascomycota; Leotiomycetes; Helotiales; Helotiaceae
Source: the annotation of a GenBank genome assembly